Molecule: messenger RNA, 849 nt
Organism: Sparassis crispa
Lineage: Eukaryota; Fungi; Basidiomycota; Agaricomycetes; Polyporales; Sparassidaceae
Exons: 1
Coding region: 1-849 (282 amino acids)
Source: RefSeq, a predicted model, not a curated record
AUGCCCGUUCCCGACUACGAGUUGCAGUCCUACUGGGAGAACCGGUUCAGGACCGAGUCGCAUUUUGAAUGGCUCGGAGACGGUGUCGCGACUAUCAUACCUCAUUUACGGGCUUCUCUGCGUGCUCAACGAGUGUCUAGUCCUCCCCGUCUCCUGCACAUAGGUGCGGGUUCCUCCUGGCUCUCUGAUUGUAUUUUGGAGACGUACAGGGACGAGUUUGGACAGAGUGUGGAUGCGAGCAUGAUCGUGAACCUCGAUUUCUCGGAGGAGGUAGUUCGCAGGGGUAUGGACUCACAGGCGGGGGGCGGUGGUGGCAUGCGAUGGAUACGCGCAGAUGCUCUGCAGUGGCAAGACCUUGCGGCGGUGUUGGUGAGACCGGACAGCGACAAGGGAGGGUUGGACCACCCAGGACUUGAGGCUGUCAUAGGAUCCUUCGGGUUGGUCGUCGACAAGAGCACAUCGGAUUCAAUAGCCUGUGCGGAGAACGUCGCUCUGAGCUCUUCCGAUCCACACCUGAAUCCGAUAGUGAAGGCAUUUCUGGAGAAAAAUGCGGCGUAUGCACUCAAACUUUACCCUGUCGAAGUUCUCGCGUUGCAUCUCGCCAGCCUGACCCAUCCCGGAGCUAUCUGGAUAGCGCUAUCGUUCUCAGCCAGCCGGUUCGAGUUUCUUGCAUCUCCAGAGAGAGUCGACACAAGCCUGAAUACUAUCUCGUCUGUCGAGCCCAGCCGAUACUGGGUCUUGCAGCAGGUCGACGAGGUGGAAGCUUGCCCUGGGAAGGAGGGUGUCGGGGCGCCCCAUGUGCAGCAUUUUGUGUAUGUCCUGCGCAGAACAGACUACACAGUCUUGUAG